Periconia digitata is the source of this 1365-nucleotide messenger RNA. The record is from the annotation of a GenBank genome assembly. NCBI's taxonomy places the organism in Eukaryota, Fungi, Ascomycota, Dothideomycetes, Pleosporales, Periconiaceae.
AACCAAACACUUCAACCCAAAUCCGACAUCAUGGUUUCCAAGGUCUUCAUCCUCACGGCCAUCAUCGCCUACGUCGAGGCCCGUUUCGGUCAGGAACAGGUCCCCAUUGCUGACAUCUCUGCCGUCCAGGGCGGAGAUGCUGGCGCGGCUGCCACAAUUGCGGGAGCAGCCAUCAGCGAUUUGCUCGGUGGAGCCAACUCUUGCGACAAGCUUGUGACGGCCGAUCAGAUCUUCACUGAGCUCGGAGGUGGUGCUGAUGCUCUCGCUGCCGCCAUUGGCAUGGUCACGGCCGAGAAGAACACCAACCCCUUUGCUGGAGGCAACGUUCAAAACGUCUGUGGAGAUGCAACUCUCCCAGUCACUCCUGAGCUCCGUGGCAUCACUCCCUUGAUCGAUCCUGAUGUCGAUACCGCUGGUGGUGUUGCCGCUCUCUCCGCGAGCUCUGCUGCUGCUCCUCUUGACGCCACGGGCAAGAGCGUCUUCGACCUCCUCGAUGAGGCUGGAUUCGGCGACUUGGUCGCUUCCCAGGCCGCCGGUGGCGGUGCAGCAACAGCAGCUGCUGCUGGGGGAGCAGCCCAGAACAACAACCAGGGAGCAAAUGGAAACGCUCAGCAAGGCAACGGCAACGCUCAGCAGGGUAAUGGCAACGCUCAGCAAGGAAACGCCCAGCAAGGAAACGCCCAGCAAGGAAACGCCCAGCAAGGAAACGCCCAGCAAGGAAACGCUCAGCAAGGAAAUGCUCAGCAAGGAAACGGCAACGCUCAGCAAGGAAACGGCAACGCUCAGCAAGGAAACGGCAACGCUCAGCAAGGAAACGGCAACGCUCAGCAGGGUAACGGCAACGCCCAACAGGGUAACGGCAACGCUCAGCAGGGCAAUGGCAACGCUCAGCAAGGAAACGCUGGCGGAAACAAUGCUGCUGCUGGCGGAAACAAUGCUGCGGCUGGCGGAAACAACGCUGCGGCUGGUGGAGCGGCAGACUUCGGUGACUGCACACCCACCAUCUUCUUUGAGGGUGGUCUGAACGGAAGGCCCGCCGACGAGUUCACAUUCCAGAUCGAGGAUCCUCUUGCCCGCGGCGGUCAGGGUGAAGCCCUCAACCCAAACAUCAUCACGAACGCCCUCUGCAACCAGCUCACGAACGUGUGCAAUGCCAACGAUGCCGCUAUCACUCAAUGCGAGGACGCAAAGGCACAAGUUGAGGCUGCCGGCACUCGUGAUCAGACGACCGCCGACCUUUUCAACAGCGCUAUCCAGGGCGGUGCUGCCGCAAGGAAGAUGCGCAGGGGUCUCAGGAUCAACUAGGCGCGACGUUCUUGUGCAGUGAGCGAGUGCCUUGUCGCCGUCAAUUCCAUCGAGAACGCA